GAGAAAACACAACAAUGGCUAUUUUAGGGCUUUCAAAUCCAGCAGAAUUAGCUUCUUCUUCUUCUUUACCUUUUUACCAAAGACCUAACACUUCCUUCAUUACUAAACAAUGCUUAUUCACUGGAGUUCGCCGGAAAAGUUUAUUAAGGCCCCAAGGUUUGAGGAUUUCGAGCUCAUUUAGUCCAAUGGAUUCAGCUAAGAUUAAAGUUAUUGGUGUUGGUGGUGGUGGUAAUAAUGCCGUUAACCGUAUGAUUGGUAGUGGCUUACAGGGUGUUGACUUCUAUGCUGUAAAUACGGAUGCUCAAGCACUGCUACAGUCUGCUGCCGAGCACCCACUUCAAAUUGGAGAACUUCUGACUCGUGGGCUUGGUACUGGCGGCAAUCCUUCUUUGAGGGAACAGGCAGCUGAGGAGUCAAAGGAAGCCAUUGCAAAUUCUCUAAAAGGUUCAGAUAUGGUGUUCAUAACAGCAGGAAUGGGUGGAGGUACAGGAUCUGGUGCUGCUCCUGUUGUGGCUCAAAUAGCAAAAGAAGCAGGUUAUUUGACUGUGGGUGUUGUCACAUAUCCGUUCAGCUUUGAAGGACGUAAAAGAUCCGUGCAGGCUUUGGAAGCAAUUGAAAAACUUCAGAAAAAUGUCGACACUCUUAUAGUAAUUCCCAAUGACCGUCUACUAGAUAUUGCUGAUGAGCAGACACCACUUCAAGAUGCUUUUCUUCUUGCUGAUGAUGUGUUACGUCAAGGUGUCCAAGGCAUAUCUGAUAUAAUUACCAUACCUGGGCUUGUAAAUGUGGAUUUUGCCGAUGUAAAGGCAGUGAUGAAAGAUUCUGGAACUGCAAUGCUUGGAGUUGGGGUUUCAUCAAGCAAGAACCGAGCUGAAGAAGCAGCCGAACAAGCAACUCUGGCCCCUCUAAUUGGAUCGUCGAUUCAAUCUGCAACUGGGGUGGUAUAUAACAUUACAGGAGGAAAAGACAUAACUUUGCAGGAAGUGAAUAGGGUCUCCCAGGUGGUCACCAGUCUGGCCGAUCCAUCCGCUAACAUCAUAUUUGGUGCUGUUGUGGAUGAGCGCUACAAUGGCGAAAUACACGUGACAAUAAUUGCAACUGGUUUCACCCAGUCGUUUCAGAAGACUCUUCUAUCUGACCCACGAGGAGCAAAGCUAGUUGAGAAGGGCACAGGAAUCCAAGAAAGCAUGGCAUCAGCUGCUACCCUGAGAUCAUCAAACUCACCUUCGACGACAUCACGAACACCUACUCGAAGGCUGUUCUUUUAGCUCCUUUAUAUUGUUUUUUACGGCUUCAUUUUUCUUUCUUUCUUUUUUUCCAUUUUUAAGUUUCUUCCUUUGUAUUUACAUGUUUUGUUGAAGGGAACUGAUUGUGUUUACAUGUGGCUGUAGAGAUGGUGAUUAUUCUUUAUCAGAUGCAUUCUCACUCUGCUGUGCUCUUUUGUGA
Messenger RNA from Lycium ferocissimum, 1446 nucleotides. RefSeq names its product cell division protein FtsZ homolog 1, chloroplastic-like. Gene Ontology annotation, molecular function: GTPase activity; GTP binding. Gene Ontology annotation, cellular component: chloroplast; cell division site; cytoplasm. NCBI's taxonomy places the organism in Eukaryota, Viridiplantae, Streptophyta, Magnoliopsida, Solanales, Solanaceae. The record is from RefSeq and is a predicted model, not a curated record. Gene Ontology annotation, biological process: cell division; chloroplast fission; microtubule-based process.